Molecule: messenger RNA, 2325 nt
Organism: Stomoxys calcitrans (stable fly)
Lineage: Eukaryota; Metazoa; Arthropoda; Insecta; Diptera; Muscidae
Product: probable peroxisomal acyl-coenzyme A oxidase 1
Exons: 7
Coding region: 184-2208 (674 amino acids)
Biological process (GO): lipid homeostasis; fatty acid beta-oxidation using acyl-CoA oxidase
Cellular component (GO): peroxisome
Molecular function (GO): acyl-CoA oxidase activity; fatty acid binding; FAD binding
Source: RefSeq, a predicted model, not a curated record
UAUAGAACUAGUAACACCUCUUUCGUUCAAGGGGCUCGGUGAACGGUUUAAUAGCAAAUCCGGGUAAAUAGUGUACAUAACAGUGUUAAACAAUAACAAAAAGAAUAAAAAAUUAUUUGAAUUAAUACGUGUAGAUAAAAACAAACCAAAUAUCUUCCGAAAAACAAAACUCUCAAAAACAUCAUGACUUCCAUUGUUCCUUCAACCCAUAAUCCAGACAUAGUCAAAGAACGAAAAAAUGCCACCUGCAGCAGUGAGGAGAUCGCCGUAUGGUAUCAUGGUGGAGCUGAGAAAUUGAAGAACAAACGUGAAAUCGAAAGAGAAAUUUUCGCUGACCUUGAAACAGAUUAUGGCCUUAAGCAUGAAUAUCUCGAUCAUGAAGGUGUCUAUAAUCGUGCCGUUGAACAGGCUACCAAGGCUGCCAAGAAAUUGCGACGAUUGCAGAAAGAAAGAAAUCCCGGUGGAACAGAAAUUUGGCCGGGAGGUCUUUAUGAUGCCAGCAGUCCUGGUAUACUGCCAGCCAACAGCCCUCUCUCCACACAUCUGACCAUGUUUGUUGAUGUAAUUAAGGGUCAAGGUACACCAGAGCAGGUGGAAAAAUGGGCGGGACUAGCAGAAAAUUGCAACAUCAUUGGCACCUAUGCGCAGACCGAACUGGGUCAUGGUACCAAUGUAAGAGGCAUAGAAACAAGAGCCGACUAUGAUCGCAAAACCCAGGAGUUUGUGCUCAAUACACCAUGUCUGCAAGCCUACAAAUGGUGGCCUGGAGGAUUGGGUCAUACCGCCAACCAUGCCAAUGUUGUAGCCCAGUUGUACAUCGAUGGUGAGCACAAAGGCAUUCAGAUGUUCAUUGUGCAAGUUCGUGAUCUGGAAACCCAUAUGCCUAUGCCGGGCAUUGAUAUUGGUGAGAUAGGCAAAAAAAUUGGUAUGCAUGCUGUGAAUCAAGGUUUCUUGGGCCUUAAGAAUGUUCGCAUACCCCGUGAUCAAAUGUUGAUGAAAAAUACCAAAGUUAUGCCUGAUGGUACAUUCAUUGAAAGUCCUGCUUCAAGAUUAUCCUACAUGACCAUGGUCUAUACCCGUUGUUUAAUUGUUAAUCUGGAUGCGCUGUAUCUUUUGGAGGCGGCCACAAUCGCUACCCGUUAUUCGGCUGUAAGAAGACAAAGUCCCAUUAAUCCAGAUGAUCCCGAGCCUCAAAUUAUGGAUCAUGUCACCCAACAGCUUAAACUUUUCCCUGAAAUUGCCUCCGGAGUUGCCUACCAUCUGGCUGCCGAACACAUGUGGGAAUUGUACUAUCUAACCGUUGAUGAAAUUAACAAUGGCAAGUACUCCCGCAUGCCCGAAAUUCAUGCCCUGUCUUGUGCCCUUAAGGUGCUAUGCACCACCGAUGGCUGUGCGGGCAUAGAACGUUUGCGUUUGGCCUGCGGUGGUCAUGGCUUCAUGACGGCAGCCAAUAUAGGCAAUAUUUAUGGCAAUGCCGUGGCCGCCUAUACCUAUGAGGGAGAGAACACAGUCCUAUUGUUACAAAUUGGCAGAUUUUUAAUGAAAUCGUGGUCAAAUUUGGUCGAAGGUAAACAAAUGUUAAGCAGUGUGGAAUAUUUGAGACAAGGACAAGAGAUGAACUCUUUCCAAAAAUGGGACAAUUCCUGGGAGUGUAUCAUUAAUGCCUUCAAAUACACUGCAGCACACAAAACUCGUGUAGCUUAUGAAAGCUUCUCGGAGAGAAUGAGGGCGGGACAAACACAGCCAGAAGCAUUUAACAACAGUGGCAUAGAGCUAACACAGGCAGCUGAGUACCAUGGACGUCAAUUUGUUGCUGAAAUUUUCUGCAAAGCUAUUACCGGUCCCCGCUCGUCGAGCCUUUCGCCACCCACCAAAGCUGUAAUGGAGACACUAGUCGAACUAUAUUUGGUUCACAUGACCUUAAGCCAUUUAUGUGAUAUUUUACGUUUCAUUCCAUUGACUGAAGCCGAUGUGAAAUCUUUGCAAAGACGCCUAGAAGUUGCAUUGCAGAAGAUUCGCCCAGAGGCUGUAGCCCUCACAGAUGGUUUUGAUUUUGACGACAGAGUUCUGAAUUCAGUAUUGGGUGCUUAUGAUGGAAAUGUUUAUGAGCGUAUCUUCGAAGCUGCCAAAAUGAGUCCAAUGAAUAAAAAACCAGUACAGGAUUCAUUUGAGAAGUAUUUGAAACCAUUCAUGAAGUCCAAUUUAUAAAUGUUUUUAUUUGGUUCUAUCUCUAUUGUUUUAUACCAAUUUGUUACUAUUAUGAAAGUUUAAUUUAUUGUUUUAUUGUUUUGUAUUAUAAAAGUAAAUAAGUCAUAUAAAAGGAUA